This is a messenger RNA of Penicillium nucicola, 2007 nucleotides long. RefSeq names its product guanine nucleotide exchange factor SEC2. Gene Ontology annotation, molecular function: guanyl-nucleotide exchange factor activity. Lineage: Eukaryota; Fungi; Ascomycota; Eurotiomycetes; Eurotiales; Aspergillaceae. The transcript is spliced from 2 exons. The record is from RefSeq and is a predicted model, not a curated record. The coding region runs from base 1 to 2007 and encodes 668 amino acids. Gene Ontology annotation, biological process: exocytosis. Gene Ontology annotation, cellular component: cell tip; Golgi to plasma membrane transport vesicle.
AUGAUCCCACGACACGCCCAUAAGAGGUCGGUCUCUUCCGAGCACCGCUCCUUAUCCCCCGACAGAACCGUUACCAAAGCCAAGUCUACCACGAACCUCUCUGACGCUGCCUCUACCGGGUCAAAACGAUCAUCUCGGUUCGACGAUGCCAGUUUCAGCACCUUGCGGGAUCCGCGAUUGGCGGUCGGGGCGGAGGUUUCACAUUCAACGUCAUCGUCUCACCACCCCGACCUGAGCAACGAGGUUGCAGCAUUGUCCGUGAAACUGAUCCAAGCUAUCAACAACCAAACAAACUUGGACGACAGCUUGGUUGCUACGCGGCAAGAGUUAGAGCUUGCACAGGGCAAGAUCCAAGCUCUCGAAUUUCAAAACGAUAAAUAUCGCCGUGACAUCGACACCCAAGUUUACACAAAGAAGGCCGAAUCCGAUCGCGUAAUCCUACAGUUACGAAAUGAACUCGCGGAGGAGCAGACCCAGCGUGCUGCUGUUGAAAAGGGCAAGAAAACCAUUGAGCAGGAGUUGGAAACCCUGACUGCGGCUCUCUUCGAAGAAGCCAAUAGGAUGGUAGCUGCGGCUAAGAUUGAGCGCGAAGCGGUGGAGAAGAAGAACGAACAGUUGCGUUCACAGAUCAAAGACACAGAGUUGCUCCUAGCGUCACACCAAGACCAACUCGCUGAGCUCAAGUCCGUGAUGCAAGGGAUGCACAUCUCCAAGGACGACCUCGAUACUCGAACUACCACCGCUCCACCGUCCCCUGCUGGGCCCACGCGAGCGCAGGGCUCUGCAAAGCAAGAGUCUGAGCUCGAACCGGUUCCGUCAUCGAUCUACAACAUUGAAGAAUUUACCCCGGGUCCUUCUUGCAACUUUCCGGAUAUGCUCCGCAUGGUAUGCCGGACCGAUCUGCAGGCCUAUGAGGAUUUCCGUGAUCUUUUGGUCCUCUCUCGGAGCUCCAAACCCCCCAGCCGUGCGGCUAGUGGCUCAUAUGGUGGGCUGAACGUUAUGGGGAUGGGCUUGGCAAGCUUCGCAAGUGGGGGUGCUUCAUCUACGACUUCUUCUCCAACCAAAGGAUUCGCCCAUUCACCUAAUGGGAGUAUGUCUUCCACUACCGGUUCCCACAUUCCUUUAAAGGAGACACGCUUCUAUAAACGAGUCCUUCUGGAAGACAUUGAGCCUACCCUGCGGCUAGACUUGGCCCCAGGAAUCUCUUGGUUAACCCGACGCACCGUUCUCAGCGGCAUCUGCGAGGGAAGUCUUGUCGUGGAGCCAAUGCCUUCGGCUUCCAAGAAGUUUGAGUUCCCUUGCUCCGUCUGCGGUGAACGCAGAACCGGCACAGACAAUGAAAGAACCCACCGUUUCCGCACAUCUGACAGCGAGAACGCUCAGAGAUAUUCACUCUGCCUUCUCUGCUUGGAGCGAGUACGCUCUUGCUGUGAAUUUACUGGUUACCUGCGUCUUAUUCUAGACGGACACCUUCGCGCUGGCGAUACCGACGAAGAAAAAGAAAUCUGGGACGAAACCAUCCGCCUACGGGAGAGGAUGUUCUGGUCUCGCAUUGGAGCAGGUAUCAUUCCUUUGUUCAAACGGCAAGAUGAAGUUGGAAUCGAAGCCGAACCUACGAAUUUCGACAAUGGCACCAACGAGGACGAUGAUGAGCAAUACAUGGAGCCCGUGGACGUCACCUUUCUUCAGUCACGAGCAACUGAGGUUUCGCUCAACAGUCCCGAUCACGAAAACCAUACAGUCCAAUCCGAUGCCCCUCGACCGCAAAGCUCCAUCUAUGACGGCGACGAUUUGGCCAUGAGCGAAAGGGACUUGAAGCGGAUCUCUGCUGACUCCGACGUAAGCGUUUACGAAGAAGCCAUCGCGGAUGUGACCAUCGACGUCAAGGAACAUGUUUCCGAGGCUCCCACCUCCGCCCCUGCUCAGAACAAGGAUACAGAGGCAGAAGCAGAAGCAGAAGCAGAAGCAGAAGCAGAAGCUCCCCAUCCAAAUGCCGUUUCCUCUUGA